AGCACGCGCUCUCUCUGUUUUUAAAUAAACUUAUCAUUCCGAUCCUACAAUAAAAGUUUUACAUACCACAAUUACUGACCUGGAAAAAUCGAGAAAACAACAGGCCAGCACAACACCUCAAGUAUGAGGAUUGCCACGCUACAGUUCUCGCCGCAACUAGGCGAUGUGGAGGCAAACAUCAGGCGAGCAGACCAAUUGUUGAAACUUACUACCAGCAAUGCCUCAGAUGAACCGGGGAUUGUGGAAUUGCAGCCAGAUAUUCUGGUGUUACCGGAAAUGGCAUUUUCAGGGUAUAAUUUCCCAUCUCUGCAGGCUAUCAAACCUUAUUUAGAGAUUCAAAAUGAAGGGCCAUCUGCAGAGUGGGCUAAAAGAACAGCAUUGCGGCUGAAAUGCAAGGUCUGUGUCGGAUAUCCAGAGGUAUUUAGGGAAAAGUCGACAAGUGAAGACGACUCUAUCAAGUCGGAGACAUAUUACAACUCUCUACUUGUUGUGGAUGAAAUGGGGCAGUUCUUACACAAUUAUCGAAAACGCUUUCUGUACUUCACCGAUAUGUCCUGGGCAUCAGAAGGCCAACCUGAAUGGAGCUUCAAAUCACUAGAAUUCAACACAUCGUCAACGAGAGACAGCCAUGGGUACAAAUUAGAUGUGCCAACUACGUUUGGGAUUUGCAUGGAUAUUAACCCAUACAAAUUCGAAGCACCAUUUACAGCGUUCGAAUUCGCGAAUCGCGUUCUAGAUUCUCAGUCCCAUAUGGUUGUUAUACCAACCGCCUUUUUAGUUAAUGAUGCGACGACGAUUACGGCAGUGCCUGAAAAGUUACCGCAUAUGGAGACGUUCAAUUACUGGCUUCAACGGUUCUGGCCACUAAUCGAGAAAAAGAUAGACUAUUCGACGCAGCUGGAGGAGUUUUCGACGCCAACAGAAAAUAAAAUUAUUCUAGUUUUUGCCAAUAGAUCGGGUGUUGAGGAGGGAAAGGAACCUGUACCUACAGCUACAUAUGCAGGAACGAGCUGUAUUCUUACAAUCAAACAAACGAUACGCAGCGACGGAAUAACAAAAUGGAAUGAUGAGACUCGCAGUUCAUUUGACGUCAAAAUUGAUUGCUGGGAUAUCAAAGGAGCGAGAGAGGAAGGAAUUUGUUUUGCUGAUACGAGGGCAGAGCCAAAAAUGACCUUUGUAACGAAACCACGGUCCGAGAACGACAGUGAUGAGAAUGCUGCCGAAUAAUCAAAAGAAAUACUUCUUCAGGGUAACCCUAGAAUAACGGGGCAUGUAGCGAGCCUGCUCCAAACUAAGCCAUAUUCGUCUUCAAAAGUUCGCGCUAUAAUCCUUGUAUGACGCUAUAUCGUAUUAACCCGAUAUUAUAUAUACUAACAUCUGAUCAUAUGCUAGUAUGGUAGGUUCUUG
Messenger RNA from Talaromyces proteolyticus, 1407 nucleotides. RefSeq names its product carbon-nitrogen hydrolase. Gene Ontology annotation, molecular function: protein-N-terminal asparagine amidohydrolase activity; protein-N-terminal glutamine amidohydrolase activity. Lineage: Eukaryota; Fungi; Ascomycota; Eurotiomycetes; Eurotiales; Trichocomaceae. Gene Ontology annotation, biological process: protein catabolic process. The transcript has 2 exons. The coding region runs from base 124 to 1227 and encodes 367 amino acids. The record is from RefSeq and is a predicted model, not a curated record.